UGUUUUAUUUAGGUAGGAGGAGAUAGAAAGAAAGGAAAGAAGCAACUGUAAAGCCCGGGAACCCAAAACAGAAAUCAAUCUCAUGAGGCAGACAAAAAUACAGUGUAGGGGCAAAAAAAAUCCCAUAAACUUUGAGAUCCGAGCAGUGGUGGUGCAACUCAACUCAACCCAAACUUCAAUCUUUUCCAAUCAAAACCAGAGUUAAGGGCAAAACCAAAUCAAACCACCGCCGUUUCCGACAAUCCAAAAAGUUUGAGGUAAAACCAAAAAAUAUAUAUUGUGAAAGGUCACAUUCAGCUACAUUUGCAAAUAUAUAUGCUUUCAUAAACAGGACACACACACACACAAAAAAACACAAUAUCAUACAAAAAACACUUUCGGGGAUAGGAAAAGAAGAAACCCCAACUAUUAUCUAUCUUGAUUUCGAGCACAAAACAAAAUCUGUCUUUUGAGGAAAGGAAAAAGCUCCUGAGAGGCCCAUUUGGCGAUAGUGAAAAUGCCGUUUUGGCAAGGGAGAAAUGGGUCUUCAUCCUCGUCUUCUUCGUUAUCUUCAAUGCAUAAUAUUCAUGCCCAUCAUCAUCAUCAGCAGCAGCAGAAUCAGAGCCACCAUCAAUCUGUGGAGCGUUUGAGCCUUCAAUCUCCUACUACGGUCUCCUCUGUGGCUAAAUCCUUCCUUCCAACUAGGAGGAGGCUCCGUCUUGAUCCUCCUAGCAAGCUCUUCUUUCCAUAUGAACCUGGUAAGCAGGUUAGGAGUGCCAUUGGGAUAAAAAACACAUGCAAGUCUCAUGUAGCUUUCAAGUUCCAAACAACAGCGCCGAAGAGCUGUUAUAUGCGACCUCCUGGGGGUAUACUUGCUCCCGGUGAAAGUCUUAUUGCAACUGUAUUCAAGUUUGUGGAACCUCCGGAGAACCAUGAAAAACCAGUAGACCAGAAGAGCAGAGUCAAGUUCAAAAUCAUGAGUCUAAAAGUGAAAGGGGAAAUGGACUACGUUCCAGAACUGUUUGAUGAACAAAAGGACCAAGUGGCUGUUGAGCAAAUUUUGCGAGUUAUAUUCCUCGACCCUGAACGACCAAGCCCGGCUCUAGAGAAGCUUAAGAGACAAUUAGCGGAUGCUGAGGCUGCACUUGAAGCACGUAAAAAGCCUCCAGAAGACACAGGCCCCAGAAUUGUUGGGGAAGGACUUGUCAUAGAUGAAUGGAAAGAGCGAAGGGAAAGAUACCUGGCACGACAACAAGUUGAGGGGGUCGAUUCAGUGUGAAGCAAUUCUUUCUUUCUUUUCGUUGAUGGAGGUUUCAAAUAUUAUUAUCGGAAUUUACAUUCUUUUUCCUGUUGCUGUUCAAGAAAAGUUUGCUGCAACAUCAAAGUGAGCGCGAUCGAAAAGGUAAAAGUGGAAGCAUGUGUUAUGUCUUGUUGUGGAUAAUGUGAGGAGAGAUUGUCUUUUUUUUUUCUUCUUUCCUUUUUUUUAAAAAAAUGAUUUGAUGAAGGCUUUUGAUUCAUGGCUCAUACCUUGUAAUCUUGUAGAUAGCAGGAACUGAAUCCAAAAUGACAAUGUUUAUGAUUAUUAUUGUGUGAUAGCAAAGCUAUAUAAAAACCGCUGAUGCUUGUUUCUUUU
Cannabis sativa is the source of this 1612-nucleotide messenger RNA. RefSeq names its product vesicle-associated protein 4-2. The record is from RefSeq and is a predicted model, not a curated record. The transcript is spliced from 8 exons. Gene Ontology annotation, biological process: endoplasmic reticulum membrane organization. Gene Ontology annotation, cellular component: endoplasmic reticulum membrane; plasma membrane. NCBI's taxonomy places the organism in Eukaryota, Viridiplantae, Streptophyta, Magnoliopsida, Rosales, Cannabaceae. Bases 497 to 1258 code for a protein of 253 amino acids.